Molecule: messenger RNA, 1896 nt
Organism: Alternaria burnsii
Lineage: Eukaryota; Fungi; Ascomycota; Dothideomycetes; Pleosporales; Pleosporaceae
Product: lccl domain containing protein
Exons: 1
Coding region: 1-1896 (631 amino acids)
Source: RefSeq, a predicted model, not a curated record
AUGGAGCCACGAGAAAGCUUUGACGACGAGGGCGCGCCUCCCCAGGCAUAUCGCGACGACGAGACUGCCAACACUUCUUUUGCCGAGCCUGCCGACGUACCCGCCAACUCCGAGACAUCCGGCGACGAGUACUAUAGCCCGCAAGAGCCUUACUACGCCAAUAAAUAUAUCCCACCGCGGUUGCAACGUAUAUGGAACAAUGUUGUUGUAUGGGUCAAGGGUCCUCAGCCACCACGACCGUGGAAGAUACAUCCCUUCUUUUCCAAGAUACAGACUGCGCCGAUCCAGUUGUUGAACAACUACUUCCCAGAGCGAAGACAGAAGAUUGCCCUGCUGGCCUUUUUCUACUUCUGCUGGCUUCUCACCUUUGGAUUGGUCCUGCAUCGAAGCGCGUUCGCAGCAGACAUACCGGGAUACGGAAGCCCAGUGCGCAUACGGUGUACAGAUCGCUUUUGGAGCGAUGGCAAUGGUUGCGGGCUGAAUGGAGAUCUAUGCCGGCCCUUUGAGAACAGCACCAUGCCGUUCCGUUGCCCGGCAAACUGCAGGCGCGAGCAGUUGCUGAAUCCACAUGCUGUUGGUGACAAGAACGUAAACUACCAUCAACUCGUUAUUGGUGGACCCACCGACGAGCAAGAGACACUGGAAAACACAUACUACCGUGCUGACUCUUUUAUCUGCGGAGCGGCUAUUCAUGCUGGUUUUAUAAACGACGCGUCCGGUGGUUGUGGAGUUGUUGCGCAGAUUGGUGAGAAGAUCGAGUACCCCAGCGUGAACAGGAGGCAUAUCAAGAGUAUUGGCUUUGACUCUUAUUUCCCACGGUCUUUCUCCUUCCUGUCUGGUACACAAGCCAAAUGUCGCGACCUGCGGUGGCCACUGCUAGGCGUGUCGCUAACUUUUACCAUCCUGUUGUCUUUGUUCACAACAUCGCCAUCCGUCUUUUUCUCCUCCAUCUUCUUUGGUGUCUUCUUCCACGUUGCGCUUGCAUCAGACCCACCAAACCUUACCGACUACUACUCCAUCAUCAGUAUUGCCCUGGCGCGCUUUCUUCCGGCAUCAUUCUGCAUGUAUGCCGUCUACCAAUUUGCGGUGCGUCGUCAACUGCAAGGCCUCCACGCACAGGUUGAGAAAACCAUCCUUUGGCUUGGAGGGUGUUGGAUCGGUGCUUUAAACAACUACACGUUCGACAAGAUUCCUAUCGAGCGCCUCACACCACACGACAUCAAGAAUCAGCCAGGUGCCAUUCCAGCGCUGAUCAUUAUCGUCCUUAUCUUGUUCACCAUCGCCUUGGGACAAGCCUGGUCGUUCCGUGUCGAGGGUCGCCUGCCGCGCUACCUCGCCAUCUAUGGUGCUCUGGUUGGAGGCAUUCUUGCGCUUGUUGCCAUCCCAAAGAUGAAUGUUCGCAUCCACCACUAUAUCCUCGGCUUGCUACUUGUUCCUGGUACAUCUAUGCAAACACGUCCAUCUCUACUCUUUCAAGGCAUUUUGAUCGGCCUCUUCAUCAAUGGCACUGCACGGUGGGGCUUCGCCAGCAUCCUCGAGACGCCUAGUGCACUUCGCGGUGACGCACCUAUGGGCACCUUACUUCCUAUCAUUACUGCGCCAAUCAUCCACAAUAACCUGAACAUUCACCAUUUGAGACCGAACAUCACCUUCGAUUGGCACUUCCCUUUCCCCGAACCUUAUGACGGGAUAAGUGUCUUGGUCAACGAUGUGGAAAGGUACCAUGAAUACGCUGACCGUAUGGAGGAAAGCUGGACUUGGACUAGACACAUGGAAAACGUCAACGAAUAUUUCCGCUUUGGAUACUUGAAGGGUGGAGGAAGAGGCGACUACACGAAAGCUGGAGUUUGGAGAGCAGAUGGUGGUUGGACGGAGAUGGCUUCUGGUCCAUCUUGA